AUGUUCUAUUGUCCCCAUGGCCAACCAUGUAAGGAAGGACGUUGCCCGUUUCUAUUUGCUGAUGAGAAUGAUGAUGAAAAAGUUGAUGCAUCUGAUGAUGACCAACAGGACUCCCCACAGCCGUCCAUCUUUGAACUCCGUGAAGCCUUGUCCCGUAGCAAUUCAGAGCUCGAGGCACGUGAAGCAUUUGAUGAGUUGGCUGCCUUAGCUAGGCAGGACUCUGAGGCCAUGGAUGAUGGAUCCAAGUCGAGAGGUGCUGCACCGGGGCCAUCCAAACCCGCCAGCUCAUCCAGGGUUGAUCCAGAUGCAAUCCAGUUGUUGCUACAGAUGGAGCAAUCGUAUGUGACCCGGGAUCAGCAACUCAGGAUGGAAAAAAAGAAACCCAAGAACACCGAUGAGGAAAACAAAACACGCAAGAAGGAAGAUACCAAGGAUGAUGCAGAUGAACCGAAGAAGAAACACAAGACCAGGGAAGUACCUGCUGAACCAGAGAAAGAAACCAAGGAAAAGAAAGGUGAGGUUAAGGCAGAGAGCAAGGCAUGCAAAGCUGCAGGCAAGAGCAAGAACAAUUCUGAGGAUAUGGAGGAGGAAGAUGAAAAAGGAGAGACAGCCCAAGAAGAGGAGGGCGAGGAGGAAGAGAAAGUUUCUGACUCGGCAUCAGAUUCAUCAUCACCUGUCCCCAAGAAGCGCCCUGCUGCAAAAGCAAAGGCCAAGGCCAAGGCCAAGUCUGCAGGAAAAAAAAACAAGAAGGACAAGGAAAAGAAGAACAAGAAAGACAAGAAGGAGAACAAACCGAAGGUAGCCCCCAAGAAAAAGGUGAAGAAGGCCUCCCCCAAGAAAAGGUCAGGAGAAAAAGCAACCUUCGCCAAGCGCUACCGACCAACCUCAAAGCUCAAUAGCCAGAAGUUUGACGCCAUUCGUGAUGUGUACAACACCGACUUGCGGAAGUAUUUGACCUCUCAUACUUGGAGUGAGGACUGA
This is a messenger RNA of Cladocopium goreaui, 981 nucleotides long. NCBI's taxonomy places the organism in Eukaryota, Dinophyceae, Suessiales, Symbiodiniaceae. The record is from the annotation of a GenBank genome assembly.